CGGCGAGAAAGCCCGGGCGAGAGCGCGCGUGGAGUCUCCGCAUGUGACGUAGUCGUAUAUCUACGGAGAGUCAGAGCUGGUCCGCGAGCGCACGAUCUCUUUUUAAAGAAAUGUCGGGGGACAACGAAGAGACUCAGGCGACCGAGGAGACUCUCGGGGACGACAAGGAAUGUCAGGACAAGAUGAUCAGUCCUGAGAAGGCGGAGGAGGCGAAGCUGAAAGCCAGAUACCCAAACCUCGGGAACAAACCUGGAGGCUCGGAUCUGCUUCGCAAGCGCCUUCAGAAGGGGCAAAAGUACUUUGACUCGGGCGACUACAACAUGGCCAAGGCCAAGGUCAAGAACAAGCAGCUGCCGACGGCCGCACCGGAGAAGACUGAGAUCACGGGGGACCACAUCCCCACCCCCCAAGACCUGCCCCAGAGGAAACCCUCUCUGGUGGCUAGUAAACUGGCAGGCUGAAGCAUGCACCCGUCCCCCCUCCCCCCACCCUGUCCACUCGAGUCUCAGAGCUGUAACAUUACCUCUCCCUCCUUCACAGUACCACCUGUCCUCUGCUUCCCCUUCCCCUGCUCCCUCCCAGUGUCUGGACCCCCUCACAAGCGCCCAGCGAACUGGCUUGCUGACCCCUCCAACCUGUUUGUUUUCACCCCAUCUGGCCCCCGUCUCUGUCUCCCUCCCUGAGCUUUCUGCCUGUUUCUCACUGUCCUCUUGGUUUCUCAUGCUCCUCUGUUUUGCUCUUUACUCCCAUGUAAGAUACACUGAACGUCGGGACAUCAAGUGUGCGUGUGCCGGAGUGGCGGGCCGCUGACGCCUCGGCGCCCGCCGGCCACCCAAAUGUAACGAGCAGCGAAAUAUGGUUUGAGGGCUUUAUGGCGGCGAUCAGAACGACUCGGUGUGGGGAAGUGUACAUAUGGUUUGGCACAGGGGGCAGAUGUCAGUCGGCCUUUUAACAUUUUACAACAGAUUUGUAUUAUCGCUCACUGUAUUUCCUUAUUCUAAAUGAAGCUGUCGGUAUCUGAACGAAUCAUUCAAUAUUGUCAUCGAGGGCCCGUGCAGUGGUGUCAAGACUUUGAUUGUGACUGUCGUAUACAGGCGACCACAUGGUGGCAGCCAUGUGUCAUGCUGAAACGCUACGUGUGACCACAGGGCUCCAGAGGACAUACAGUGAUGAGAUAAACGGACAAACGCACCGGGUUCAACACGGCCGGGGCUCCAUUCCUGUCGUCCUGGAGGUGUGGGAGGAGGAGGAGGGCUGCUGUCUCAGUGACGCAGCGGCGCCCCCUCUUCCGUCCAUCGCCAGGUCUCCACGAGUGGAGCGCCGCCCCGCUCUACGGAAGUCAGGCAACCUUCUAAUUCUGUCAGUACGGACCAGAUCCCGAGUCCUGUGGGGAGAUGAUUCUGGGAGCAGCUCUCGGCUCAUCGGUCAUUUUCACACUUCUAUCUGAAGCAGCUUUACUGUGUAGUGCUUUCAGGUCCUUACUGACUGAACGACGUUGACCUGCCGUGUGGAAAAUUCAAGCUAAACUACAUCUGUCUGAGCUGUGCAUGUAUAUGGCUGCCCUGCUGUCGAUUUGUGCCAUUUUGUUUUGUAAAUAAAAUAGUUUUGCACAAAUGUUUAA
Synchiropus splendidus (mandarinfish) is the source of this 1621-nucleotide messenger RNA. RefSeq names its product cAMP-regulated phosphoprotein 19a (gene arpp19a). Gene Ontology annotation, molecular function: protein phosphatase inhibitor activity. Gene Ontology annotation, cellular component: cytoplasm. The transcript has 3 exons. The record is from RefSeq and is a predicted model, not a curated record. The coding region runs from base 111 to 461 and encodes 116 amino acids. Lineage: Eukaryota; Metazoa; Chordata; Actinopteri; Syngnathiformes; Callionymidae.